Messenger RNA from Thalassophryne amazonica, 1965 nucleotides. RefSeq names its product von Willebrand factor C domain containing 2 like (gene vwc2l). The transcript has 4 exons. The record is from RefSeq and is a predicted model, not a curated record. Gene Ontology annotation, cellular component: AMPA glutamate receptor complex. Gene Ontology annotation, biological process: negative regulation of BMP signaling pathway. The coding region runs from base 742 to 1419 and encodes 225 amino acids. NCBI's taxonomy places the organism in Eukaryota, Metazoa, Chordata, Actinopteri, Batrachoidiformes, Batrachoididae. Gene Ontology annotation, molecular function: protein binding.
GAUUGAUUUUGCGGUGUGCACACAGCGUGUGCAGCAGCCACCGUGCAGUGCGGGACGCAGAAGCCAGCCGCUCUCCGAGGUGCUGAAAGUCAGCGCGCUCCCUCCCUCUCCUCCUCCUCUUCCUCUUCCUCCUCCUCUUCCCCCCUCCUGCUCCUGCUCCUCACCAAACGAUGAUGAACCGGCUUCAAUCCCUUUCAGUUGAAUUUUUCAUCCUCGCCACCUUCGUGGAUUUCUGCCGUCCACACCGCCGCUGGAUCUAACAGAUGCGCCGCUUUUCCAAAUCCACACUUGCAUUACUGGGAAAUACUGAAAUGACUCCGGAUUCUCCAAAGGAUUUCCUACACCUUUUCCCCACAUUUGGAGGCGCACUGGAAUUUUUUUGAAAAAAUAAAAAAUGAAGCAGACACACUACUUUUACGCGGAUGCCACUUCGUUUGCGCAGGAAAAGAGACUCGAUCUCUCCAAGCGGCGGCUUCUAAAGAUCACCCUCACGAACCACUAGGGAGGAUUGUGGUACGUUUUCUGCAGCCUCGUAAAUUUUACCCCCCUGCACGCUGGAUAAAGUGAAGUUUCCGACGACUCUUUUUCCUUAUCUGCCGCACGCGUGGGGCUUUGUGGCCACCGAGCAGCGGCAGGUUCACCGCGGUUUUCCUCAAAUGGUGAUGACGAUGAUGCUCAGGACGGAUCCAGAGAGGACAUCCAGGGCCUAGGGAGAUGACGUCCACGCAACAGUCUCGUUGAAUGUGGAUAAGGAUGGGCCCUCUCUUUCCGGCCACCCUCGUCCUUCUCUUGUCCCUGGGUUCCAUGUCUCCGGCCUCAGUGGCUAAUCCCGAGGACUACCCCGGGGAUGAGGCAGAGCGGACUGCGGGGGAAAACAUCUUCGAUGACUAUCGAGGGAAAGGAUGUGUCGACGACAGUGGCUUUGUCUACAAACUAGGGGAGCGCUUCUACCCGGGACACUCGAACUGUCCGUGCGUGUGCACUGAGGACGGGCCUGUAUGCGACCAGCCCGAGUGCCCCAAGUUGCACCCCAAGUGCACUAAAGUGGAACACAAUGGAUGCUGCCCGGAAUGCAAGGAGGUUAAAAACUUUUGCGAGUAUCGAGGAAAAACAUAUAAAAUCCUGGAGGAAUUCAAGCCGUCACCCUGUGAAUGGUGCCGCUGCGAACCAAAUAAUGAGGUGCACUGUGUAGUGUCCGACUGCGCUGUCCCAGAGUGUGUCAACCCUGUGUAUGAGCCGGAGCAGUGCUGCCCCAUCUGUAAAAAUGGUCCGAACUGCUUUGCUGGAACAACGAUCAUCCCAGCUGGAAUUGAAGUGAAGGUGGACGACUGCACCAUCUGCCGCUGCCACAACGGAGACUGGUGGAAGCCGGCACAGUGUUUGCGACGGGAGUGCCUCAACGGACAGUCGCUGUCAUAAAGAGACUCCACUGGGGACAGUGGCGAAGCUCAGGCUAGGCCCUGCCUACUGCACCAUUUUAUAUGAUUGACGGGGCACAAUUCUGAACGCAACUGGAGAGGGUGCGAGCAUCACAGAAAAGAAAAAGAAAAGAAAAAAAAUUACAAAUUUAUCCUCGGAGAAGAUGGAACUCGAGUCUGUUUUCCACUCACCAGUUUUAAUCAUACCCUAUACUUUCAGAAUUUGACUUGCUGCCGUCUCACACACAAAAACUUUCUAAACUCCUUGAACUCUUUCGUAACCAUUGGCACUGUUGAACUGCUCUGUUGAUUUCUGUGUAUAUGUAAAUCAUCAACUGCUUGUCCUCAUCUGUCACAUUUAUGCUGGUGUUCUAAAAAAUUCCAACAGCGGGAAAACAAACGGUAAGCACACUUAUGAUUCAGUUCAUUUUUUUUCCUGUAUGGAUUGAGUAGAGGGUAAGCUCUGGAAAAACUGUGCUUGAAUUCCACAUGAUCCUAAAAGCUUGUUUACAAGGUGCACAUAGCUCAUACUCACUUAUCUUUGUAA